Messenger RNA from Symbiodinium natans, 1521 nucleotides. Lineage: Eukaryota; Dinophyceae; Suessiales; Symbiodiniaceae. The record is from the annotation of a GenBank genome assembly.
AUGGCCCAGAGCAACAGCUUUGAAGACGAGGACGUCUUAUUCGCAAGCCUCCUGGAUGAAGGGCCCAGCGGGCCCAGCGGGCCCAGUGGGCCCAGUGGGCCCAGUGGGCCUGGUGGGCCCAGUAGCCCGACUGCUCCGAAGCAGCCAGCCAGUACGAGCUUUGGGGGCCAGGGGGGCUUUCUUGACGAUGAGGAAGGCCCGGAAGCGCAGCUACCCUUGGAGAGCAUGGCCCCCAGCGUGCCGCCAGCAGAUCUCGAUUUCUCUGCGGAGGACCUGGCACUCAGGGCAGCUUUGAUAGCUUUCUACAGAGCAAGAAACCCUUCAAACCUCUCAAACAUCAAUGCCGUAGUGAAGCGAUUCCGCAGCGGAUGCGUCACUGAUUUGUGGGCGCAGCUGGGCACAAAGUACGUGGUGCCACCACUGCAGGCAGUAGACCUCUUGGCAAGGACAUUGUAUGCAUCAAGCAUCGAGCAGGAAGGGGACGACAUAUUGGAGACACUAUUGCAGAAGCUGCGUGUGGGUGGACAAGAGCUAGACACUGCACUCAAUGAAGGUCACCUAAACGCGACUCGGGCUCUUUGCUCUCGUGGCAUUCAGGACGACGUGCGUCCACGGUGCUGGAAGGUACUCCUAGGAUAUUUGCCUCUCGGUGGGCAUGACCAAUGGGCGGCGAUUCUUCAACGCAAGCGGCAAGACUUUAAAGAGCGUCUGGCUGAAUACCUGGACCUAAGCGACCGACAGCCUGGCUUGAAGUCAGACGACCCGCGCCAGAGUGAAAUGAUGGACAUGGUCAAGGCUGAAGUCGACUUGACCCUGCACAGAUGUCAAAUGGGAACUGUGAGAGCCGAAUCUCUUGUGUCCAUACUUUUCCUGUUUCAAGCGUCUGAGGGUAUGGAGUAUGUUCAAGGCAUGAGUGACAUGGCCGCAGUGUUGGUUUUUGUCUUAAGCCGAGAUCUCGAUUAUUCAGAUGCUGACGCCUAUUGGUGUUUCACUGCCCUCAUGUCUGAGCUGAAGGUGCGAAUCACCAAGGCUGAGCGCACAGCAGCGUUUGUCCAGGACUUGGUCGGCACAGGAGCCAGUGUGCUAAGCAGGUACGACCCCGAGCUGUCCGGCCAUUUCGGCGCCUUAGAGUUUGAGCCCGGCAUUGUCGUGAUGAGGUGGUUCAUGCUGCUCUUCGCGCGGGAGACGUCGCCGGAGCACGUUGUGGCGUGGUGGGACGCCUUCUUGGCGGACCCAUGCCGCUUCGAGCUCCCGGGAUACGCCUGUGUGGCUUUGCUGCUCGAAUAUCGCAACGACCUGCUCGAGCAAGAGAGCGUGCUGGACUUGGCAGAGAAGCUGCAAACGCUCCCGUCCCAACCCUCUGAAGCCACCAUCGCCUCCCUGAUUCGCAAGGCCUGGGCCAUUUGCCUCUUUGAGAGGCGCAACCGCAAGGGUGCGCCAGCAUUUCCGUCGCCCUCGACGGCAGAGGUUGUCAGGGACAUUGCCGGAUCCUUCCUUUCUGGAAUUUUCACCAACUUUUGA